Rhopilema esculentum is the source of this 2334-nucleotide messenger RNA. Its product is annotated as Na(+)/citrate cotransporter. Gene Ontology annotation, cellular component: plasma membrane. Gene Ontology annotation, molecular function: transmembrane transporter activity. Lineage: Eukaryota; Metazoa; Cnidaria; Scyphozoa; Rhizostomeae; Rhizostomatidae. Gene Ontology annotation, biological process: transmembrane transport. The record is from RefSeq and is a predicted model, not a curated record.
AUUGCGUCAAAUCUAUUGUUUUAACAUAUUACUUUUGAUCGUUUCAUUCAAUUGUCCUUUAUAUUGUUCCCCCGGUCUCAAGCGCAAACAUGAUUAUACAGUGCUGAUUAUUGAGAGUUGGUGUCGCUGUUUUUCUCGGUGUGGCUCAGCUGGAAUCAACAACGUUCGGUAACACAACGUGAAACAAAGUGGUGCUGGUGCGCAAGCAAGUCGCAGCAAUCAAGGCCACUCAUGAAUGUGUUUGAGAAGAAAUAAAGCAAGAAAAUGACUUCGAUUAGCUGCAGAAGUUUGAAGAGACUGCGAGAAUGGCGAACACUCCUCAUAAUAUUCUUGACACCACUCGUUUUGAGUCCGCUACCGUUAAUAGUGACAACAAAGGAAGCAAGGACUGCAUAUGCAAUUCUUAUAAUGGGCAUAUACUGGUGCACUGAAGUUACUAACCUUACAGUAACUGCCUUGCUGCCCCUGUUUCUCUUCCCUGUUCUUCGAGUGUUGCCUGCGAAGGACAUAGCUCCUCCGUACUUUAAGGAUACAAACAUUCUGGUAUUGGGAGGCUUGAUGAUGGCAGUUGCGAUCGAGAGAUGGAACCUGCAUAAAAGAAUAUCAUUGAAAGUCCUCUUACUGAUAGGAACCUCACCAAGAAGAUUGAUGUUAGGGUUCAUGAUCGUUACUGCUUUUAUUUCGAUGUGGAUCACAAACACUGCAACCACUGCUAUGAUGACCCCAAUUAUGGAAGCUGUUCUCAAGAAACUGGACGAAGAGCUCGAAACCCAAAAUAAGUCUAGCAAUCUUGAUAAUCUAGCAGUAAUCACAAGCAAUGAACCUCCAAAAACUGGAGAUGAAACCAGAACAAGCCCAUCUGAUGCGACCGAAGAAACUCAUUUAGAAGCUGAACGUGGAGAGGAAGAAAUGAUUGAGAUGGCAUCACCAUUUAAGACCUAUCGACAAGAUUCAGGUGACAUUGAUGGAGCAAGCGAUGACGUACGCAUUGUGAUACAAGAAAGCUCCCAAGAAGAUGAGGAGCGACGAGUAAAACAACACAAGACAUUGUGCGUUGCCAUGACACUAUGCAUUUGUUAUGCUGCCAAUAUUGGUGGAACAGGGUCUCUGACUGGCACCACACCGCAACAGAUUCUGGCAGGACAACUUACUGAUGUUUUCAAGGAUUCACCAGGAAUGUCAUUUCUUUCAUGGGGCACAUACGCGUUUCCUGAAAUGGUAAUUUUCCUCAUUAUUGCAUGGAUCUACCUGCAAGCAAUGUUCUUUGGGAUCAGUUGGAAGCAUCUAUGUUGCUGUUUUCGAGGAAAAAAGCGAAAUAAGACUAAAGGAAAAGAAGUAUAUGCUUUGAUGAAGCAACAAUACGCAGAGCUUGGACCAAUCACGUUCGCUGAGUACGCCGUGUUUGGCCAUUUCCUUGCUCUGGUAUUAAGCUGGAUUCUUAGAGACCCUAAAUUCAUUCCUGGAUGGGGUGCGUUGUUUCCUCUGGGCAAAAAGAGCUACGUCAGUGAUUCAACAGCUGGUGUCAUAAUUAGUUUUUCCAUGUUUGUUUUCCCAUCUGAAAGACCGGAGAUAUUAGGAGGGCCACGCAGAAGGAAGCCACACACGACACUACUAGAAUGGAAAUUUGCACAGUACAAAUUUCCUUGGAAUGUGACACUGCUGCUAGGAUCUGGUUUUGCAAUAGCAAAAGCUUGUGAGGAAUCUGGCCUUUCAAUGUGGCUUGGUUGUCAAUUAGCAGCACUAAGCUCAGUCCCAAAUUUUGUUAUUGUUCUGGUCAUAUCGAUCUUGCUGACGUUUCUCACUGAAUUCACAUCAAACACUGCAACAGCAACCAUCCUUUUACCAGUACUUGCUUCAUUGGCGCAAAGCAUCAAGGUCCAUCCAUACUAUCUCAUGGUUCCUGCAGCAGUGUGUGCAUCGUUUGCAUUUAUGCUUCCAAUCGCUGGACCUUCAAAUGCCAUUGUGUUUUCAACGGGAAGAAUCACGAUAUUUGAUAUGAUGAAAGCUGGUUUUGGGAUGAAUAUUAUUGGUAUAAUAAUCGUGAACUUAUCCAUAAAUACGUAUGGUAAAGCAUUCUUCGACUUGACUAGCUAUCCUGACUGGGCUUCAAGUGCUGUUAACAAGGUGCAGUGUGGCCCUGUUAUACCGACCACAUUUGCACCAACUUUGAGUGCCAAUGCAACAACGAUGCCAUUCACUUCAUCAGUUUUAAAUGCAUCACUUUUUUAGCCCUUGGGUGAUGUUGCUUGAAUAGUUGCUUGAUUCUACUGUAUUAUGAAAGCUUUAGGAAAACAUACCUUGCAGUGUCUUGUCUUUUUAGUAUCUCUUUGGUUA